AUGGCUUCCGCAGCCGAUACCAAGAAGUUGCCCGAAAUUGACGAGACAAGCAAGCCAGACGACGUCCUCGAGGGCACCAUCGAAGAUGCGACCGAAUACUCCGAUAGCUACUUCCGAAAGCUGCGUUUCAAGAUCGAUCUAUGGCUACUCCCCCUGAUGUGGGUGUGCUACGGCACGCAACAAGCCGACAAGACGUCCCUCAGCGUCCAAGCCGUUUUUGGUCUGCGAGAAGACACUGGCCUUGUGGGCGAACAGUUCAACUGGUUGAGCACAAUCUUCUACCUCUCCUACCUCAUCUGCGAGUUCCCCGGAAACUGGUUGAUACAGAAGAGCAACACUGGCAAGUUCCUAUCGGUUGUGAUGGUUCUGUGGGGUGUAGUUGUUCUUUGCAUCGCUUUUGCUAAGAACUUCGCGCACCUCAUGAUUCUUCGCACGCUGCAGGGUGCCCUCGAGUGCACGAUCUCGCCGACUUUCAUGCUCAUUACUGGAGCAUGGUACACUUCCCAGGAACAUACCCUGAGGUCUCUGAUUUGGGGAACAUCCAAUGCCGGAAUGAACAUCAUCACCGGACUUUGCAUGUAUGGAAUCGGACUGCACGCUCAGAAAGACCCGGGAGGCUUGGCUGCAUGGAAGGGAAUCUCGCUGUUCCUCGGCGGGUUGACCAUCGCGUGCGGGAUCCUCGUCUGGUUUAUCCUCGGUACGCCCCGCGAAGUCCGAUGGCUCAAUGAAGACGAGAAGAAAGCUGCGAUGGCCCGAGUCAUCGUCAAUCAGACUGGUUCGGAUCGUCAAAAGAGAUCCGAGUUCAAAUGGGAUCAGGUGUGGUCGACGUUCAAGGAUCCCCAAACAUACUUCUUCUUCUUCGUCACCAUAAUCAACGCCUUGCCUAACGGAGCGAAUACGACGUUUUCGAAACUGAUCUGGAAGUCAUUUGGGUUCACACCGUUGGAGACGUUGUUGAAAGGUUCCACGCCUUACUACUGCGUCAGCAUCGUCUGGUUCUUGGUAGUGGGAUUUGUAACUUUGAAGAAGCCGAAUCUUAGAUUCUUGAUGAUGAUGUUUUCUCUCGUGCCAGCUUUUAGUGGCAUGAUGGCUCUGGCUUUUCUGCCCACGGACACGAUGAAAUGGACUAGAUGGGGGAUGUAUAUCCUUCAGGUCUUUGGUUCCUUACCAGGUCUCAUGAUUUGGACAUUCUUGCCGUCCAAUGUAGCCGGAAGAACCAAGAAGACUGUCACAUCUACAGUUCUCUUCGUUGCCUACUGUGUUGGUAACGCAGUCGGUGCCCAAAUGUUUGUGGCAUCCGACGCCCCCAAGUACAUCCGCGGCCUCACUGCGUGUGCUGUUCUCUACUGCGUGGAGUUCUGCAGCAUGGCUACAUGGCGUUUCUAUUAUAUUUGGGAGAACAAGAGGCGGGAUAAGCUUGUUCGCGAGCAAGGGAUUUCGAAAGAGGAGGGUGAGCGUCUGGGAAAGUUGAACGCGGAGGCCGAUAUGACGGACAGAGAGAAUAUUCACUUCAGAUACAAGUAUUAG
Colletotrichum phormii is the source of this 1527-nucleotide messenger RNA. Its product is annotated as major facilitator superfamily domain-containing protein. The coding region runs from base 1 to 1527 and encodes 508 amino acids. Lineage: Eukaryota; Fungi; Ascomycota; Sordariomycetes; Glomerellales; Glomerellaceae. The transcript is spliced from 6 exons. Gene Ontology annotation, cellular component: membrane. The record is from RefSeq and is a predicted model, not a curated record. Gene Ontology annotation, molecular function: transmembrane transporter activity. Gene Ontology annotation, biological process: transmembrane transport.